AUGUCUCUGCCCGUGGUGCUCCCGGGCUCCUGCUGCCCGGUGGCCGGGCUGUCGGGCGGACCUCAGGCCGGGGGUCCCGGCACCGCGGCCGCCGCCGCUCAGGAGCCGCCGCUGCCCCCGCUGCGGCCGCGCUGGCCCCGGGCCGCGCUCGCGUCCCGCCGCCCCGCCGCGCCCGGCUCCGCGCUGCUGCCGGCGCGCCCGCUGCUGUCGCUCGGGCUGCUGCAGCUGAUCCUGGGCUGCUGCAUGGUGGCGCUCAGCUUCGGGGCGCUGUCGCUGAGCAGCUCGCCGCAGGUGAAGAACUCCUGCCCGUUCUGGGCCGGCUCCUCGGUAAUACUCUCCGGAAUCAUUGGAUUGACAACCUGGAAAAGGCCUAUGAUACUCCUGGUAAAUCUUUUCGUGCUGCUCUCUGUGGUUUGCAUCCUCUUAAAUCUUGCAGGAUUCAUCCUGGGCUGUCAAGGAGCCCAGUUUGUGUCCAGCGUGCCUAGAUGUGAUCUGGUGGACUUAGGUGAAGGCAAGAUCUGCUUCUGUUGUGAAGAAUUUCAACCAGCCAAAUGCACAGACAAGGAAAAUGCCUUGAAACUCUUUCCGGUUCAGCCUUGUAGCGCUGUUCACCUUCUGCUUAAGAAAGUCCUGUUUGCCCUGUGUGCCUUGAAUGCCCUGACCACCACCGUGUGUCUGGUGGCUGCGGCCCUGCGCUACCUCCAGAUCUUCGCCAGCAGAAGGCCAUGUGUUGACGAAUCCCAGAUGUCUGCCGAAGAAGUGGAAGAGCAUGGACGGAUUCCAGAUCCGGAUGACUUUGUGCCGCCGGUGCCUCCCCCUUCCUACUUCGCCACGUUUUACUCCUGCACACCUCGGAUGAACCGCAGGAUGGUUGGUCCUGAUGGCAUCCCGCUGCCGCAUAUCUAUGGAGCCCGAAUCAAGGGUGUGGAAGUCUUCUGUCCUCUGGACCCCCCGCCUCCGUAUGAAGCCGUAGUGAGCCAGAUCGGCCAGGAUCAGGAGUCAUCAUUCCAAAUGCCAGAAGGAGCAGAAGCUGCUGCGAGCCCACUGGAGCGGGUUUGCACACAAAUAUCGUCUCAAGGUGGGGUUCUUCCUAACGCAACCUGCGAUGAAAACCCAUCUGUAUCAACUCCUGUUUCCACCCUGGUGCCACCUCUGAGAAGCCGGAGAGCUUUCCCACCCCUGCGGGCAAGAUCAAAGAGCGACCCUGUGCUUCGCCAUUCUGAGGAAAGAGCUACCCCAGUGCUCAGCUGCGAAGCCGCGACUCAGACAGAAAGGAGGCUAGACCUGGCCUCGGUGACCCUGAGGAGAGGUGCGAGACCGAGGGCGUCGAGAUGCAGACCCCGCUCUUUGAUAGAUUACAGGUCUUACAUAGACACGAAGCUGCUGGUGGCCAGGUUCCUGGAGCAGUCCUCCUGCAGCAUGACUCCGGACAUCCACGAACUCGUAGAGAACAUAAAGUCGGUUCUGAAGUCCGACGAGGAACACAUGGAGGAAGCCAUCACGAGCGCCAGUUUCCUAGAGCAGAUAAUGGCCCCCUCACAGCCCAGCACGGCGCAUGUGCUGAGCUCCACGCACGCGCUGACCUCCAGGAGACAGCCGGGCCUGCUCCAUCUGCGCAGCUGUGGAGACCUGAGCACCUUUUCCCUGGCAGGAAGGCCGAGAGCUGAGAGGAGGCCCCAGCAGCGAGCCGAGGCUGACCGCCCACACAGCCUCAUCGGUGUCGUUCGAGAGACUGUCCUGUGAACUGAGUGACCUGGAAGGCCAGUCCAGAAGAAGGGUGUCCCUCCUCAGUGCUGCGCACUGUCUGGGAAUUGGGGGUACCUCCUCUGGGAACCCCUCACCAGCGGUCCUCGGGAGAACGCUUAUUUCUGCUCGUUGGCUCCUUUUUCUUUUUUUGUGCCUGUGAGGGCACGCAGGUGAAAUGGGUGAAGUGGGUUCUUCCCGGCCCUUCCAGUCUGCGGGUUCCCCAUGGGAGGCAAAGGCAGGGAGUGCUCCCUGUGUGCUGCAUCUCCAGGCAUCCCCAAAGGGCAGGCCCUGGGUGAGCAGGAAACACGAAGACUCACCCCUUACGGCUCUUGUUGUUGCCAAGUUCAUUCCCUGCUGUAAGGGGAGAGCUGCUGGGCUAUUUAUAGCCGCCCGCGGCCUCUGGCUGCUCAGUGAGGGGAACUGGCAGGAGACACCGCUAUGAUUAGCACCAUGUGACUGCAGUCCUCCUUUAGGUCACCCUCAGUCCCAUCCUCGUUAGGAAAAGCAGGAGAACUGCUAAAUGAUUUUUUUUUUUUAAAUGAAGGACGUUAAGGGAGAGGACUAUUCUUGAUUCCAUUUAUUCAUGCUUGCAAACUAGAACACCUAAGACAAAACAGAAUAAAGUGUUGACCUUGGAA
Psammomys obesus (fat sand rat) is the source of this 2384-nucleotide messenger RNA. It is a transcript of the gene Entrep1, whose product is annotated as endosomal transmembrane epsin interactor 1. Gene Ontology annotation, cellular component: membrane. Bases 1 to 1743 code for a protein of 580 amino acids. The record is from RefSeq and is a predicted model, not a curated record. The transcript is spliced from 12 exons. Lineage: Eukaryota; Metazoa; Chordata; Mammalia; Rodentia; Muridae.